Raphanus sativus (radish) is the source of this 2216-nucleotide messenger RNA. RefSeq names its product PR5-like receptor kinase. The coding region runs from base 92 to 2020 and encodes 642 amino acids. NCBI's taxonomy places the organism in Eukaryota, Viridiplantae, Streptophyta, Magnoliopsida, Brassicales, Brassicaceae. The transcript is spliced from 5 exons. The record is from RefSeq and is a predicted model, not a curated record. Gene Ontology annotation, molecular function: protein kinase activity; ATP binding. Gene Ontology annotation, biological process: protein phosphorylation.
GUCCUUUUUUAGUUGCAAACCAAAAGGACGAAGCAAAAGAUAACAUAACCAAAAAAAAACAGGGUUUAUUGUUAGUAAAUUCUUUAAACUCAUGGCAAAGAAGUUGCUACUGAUUGUCCUCCUUGCUUCACACUUGUUCGUGUCCGGAGUGUUGUCAGUGAGUAACAUUACCAUAGAGAACAAAUGUAAUCAGACAGUUUGGCCAGUAAUCUUCUCAUGGAAAUCAAACCUCUCCACCACUGGUUUCGUUCUCAGAAGCGGCGAGGCGCGUGCCCUACCGGCGCCAUCUUCAUGGGAUGGUCUUAUCUCGGCUAGGACGCUCUGCUCAACAAACUCGACUGGAUACUUCUCGUGCGCCACCGGGGACUGCGGAUCCGGCAUCAUAGAAUGUCCCGGCUCAUAUGGUUGGUCUGCCGUGACGUAUGUCUACUUUAGAAUGGACCACGGCGGAGUUAGCACCUACACAAUCACUGUCGAGCACGGUUACAACCUUCCCUUAGUGGUAGUCCCGUCACAGCCUAGCCAGACAUGUAUCAGCACCGGUUGUUUGGUUGACUUGAACAAGACUUGUCCAGAGGAUCUUGGUUAUUUCACCGCUGGGAAACAAAUCGGCUGCAUAAGCGCGUGCAGAAAGUACGGCACCAGAGAAAUUUGCUGCACUAAUGACUUCAGGUCAAAGGAAAGAUGCGAGAGGACGAUGUACACGAAGAACUUCGAGCAAGCUUGCCCACUCACCUAUAGCUAUGCCUUCGAUGAAAAUAACAGCACCAUUAAAUGCCCUAAGUCAACUGACUUCGUCGUCACGUUUUGUCCCUCGUCCAUUCCCAAUAACACCAGAAGCUCCAUGUCUCCAUUUGCAGGACCCAAAAAUAAUUCUCAAGGGAAGUUAAAACCCAUACUUGGAGGCUCAUCCGCCUUAGCCGCGUUGAUCAUUGUUGUUGCGGUUGUGGUAAUGGUUAGAGCAAAGAAUGCGAGAAGAAAGCGUGAUUCAAAUUACGAGAAGAUUGAAGCGGUUGUAAUGUUGAAACGAUAUAGUUAUGCAGACGUCAAGAAGAUGACAAACUCAUUUGCCAAUGUUCUUGGAAAAGGAGGAUAUGGAACUGUCUAUAAAGGAAAACUACCCGAUUCGAGCGGACAGGAUAUCGCACUUAAGAUCUUAAAAGACCCAAAAGAGAAUGGAGAAGACUUCAUCAAUGAACUAGCUAGCAUGAGCAUAGCAUCUCAUGUCAACAUCGUCUCUCUCUUUGGAUUCUGCUAUGAAGGGAGCAAGAGAGCUAUCAUCUACGAGUUCAUGCCUAAUGGAUCCCUUGACAAGUUCAUUUCCGAAGAUAUAUCAACGAAGAUGGACUGCAAAACGUUAUACAACAUUGCGUUAGGCGUUGCUCGUGGGUUGGAUUACUUGCACAAUAGUUGCGUAUCAAAGAUUGUGCAUUUCGAUAUAAAGCCACAGAAUAUACUCCUAGAUGAAGAUUUGUGCCCAAAGAUUUCGGAUUUUGGUCUUGCUAAGCUGUGCAAGAAAAACGAUAGCAUCAUAUCAAUGUUGGAGGCGAGAGGGACCGUUGGUUACAUUGCUCCUGAAGUGUUUUCCAAGAGCUACGGAGCAGUUUCCCAUAAGUCUGAUGUGUAUAGUUAUGGAAUGGUGGUGCUUGAGCUGAUUGGUUUGACCAGCAGAGAGAGAGCUGAAACUUGUAGGUCCAGUAUGAGUACAAUGUACUUUCCGGAUUGGAUCUAUAAGGAUCUGGAGAGGAAUGAAAAUAUGAGAGUAUUAGGAGAUCAUGUUAUUGAAGAGGAAGAGGAGAUAGUGAAGAAAAUGACGUUAGUGGGUUUGUGGUGUAUUCAGACCAAUCCAUGUGACCGUCCACCGGUGAAAAAGGUUGGUGAGAUGUUAGAGGGAGGUCUAGAAGCUCUAGUGGUUCCACCUAAGCCUCUCCUUACUCCAGCCAUAAUGGCUUGGGAAACUAUUGAAGAGAGUGAAGAGACUUCUAGUCUUCUGACACUAAGCCACUCAGAAAGAUUUUAAAAUCUUUAAAGAGUUCAUAAUGAAUAAACACUAGAUCUUUUUUACUAUAUACAAACAUAAGAAUUCAACUGAAGGUAGUCAGAAAAAAAGAAAAAGAAAAAAAGAGAGCGUCAAUAAGUAUUCAACAGUUUUAAAUGUUCAUUAACGUGUAAAAGUCUAUAGAAAAUAAUUCUUCAUGAAACAUAAGGAGUAAAAA